Molecule: messenger RNA, 6884 nt
Organism: Calliphora vicina (urban bluebottle blowfly)
Lineage: Eukaryota; Metazoa; Arthropoda; Insecta; Diptera; Calliphoridae
Gene: pigs
Product: pickled eggs
Exons: 9
Coding region: 568-3558 (996 amino acids)
Biological process (GO): actin crosslink formation; protein localization to microtubule plus-end; regulation of microtubule polymerization or depolymerization
Cellular component (GO): actin filament; microtubule plus-end; cytoplasm
Molecular function (GO): cytoskeletal adaptor activity; microtubule binding; actin filament binding
Source: RefSeq, a predicted model, not a curated record
GAAAAAAAUUUUGAAAAAAUAAAUUUAUGAAAAUAGUGUUAAAAGUGCUUUUGUGUUUUUAAUUGGAAUUUGAAACUUUUUAAAUACUCGUUACAGUUUAUUUAAAAUUUGAUUUCAAAAUUGAGCAAAGAAAUUUUCUGCUUCCCCAAAAUUAAUGGAUUAUUUUGCUGGAUUCUCUAUGAAUUAAUUUACAUACAAAAAAAGUUUACAAAAACGUUGUCUCUACUCGUAAUACAAACAAAAACUAAAAAUCCCAGUUUUAUUUUCAUUUCCUUAUGAAAAUUUAGUCCCCCUCCCCUACCAAUUAACGUUAUGGCUUUAAACUGCUGCCAUCAAAUUAGUUUUAGUUUUUUAAACAAAAAUAUGUGGUGUUUUACUUAAAAAAAAAAAAUAACAAAAAUUUCCAAUUCAAUUUUUUCAAUUGUUUUUAAUCCUCAAAAAGAAUACUUUAAUUUUACAACGGAAACAAAACAGUUUUAAACAAUAAAACCUAAACAAACUUGCCUUAAUUUUAAAACAUUUUAUUUUUUAAAAGUAAAAAACUAAAUACAAAUAAAUUAAAACAAAAUGGCGUUGCUCGAGGCGCGACCAUAUCGACCCUUCAAGUCAAGUGAAGAAUAUUUGGAAGCAAUGAAAGAAGAUUUAGCCGAAUGGAUGAACACACUUUAUCCGGAAUUAACAAUAAAUGCAGAAAAUUUUAUGGAUCGUUUGGAUACGGGUGUGGCAUUGUGCAAGCACGCUAACUAUGUACGCCAAGCAGCUGAAGAUUAUUUGGCCAGACGUCAGGCCCGCAACAAAUCAAUGACACGUUCGAUAACUUCCGGCUCGGCUGGUCCUAUUUUGGCCAUGGGCAAUGUACACUAUUUGCCAGGGGCAAAAAGCGGUACAUUCUUUGCUCGCGAUAAUGUAUCAAAUUUUAUAACUUGGUGCAGAAAAAGCCUUAAAAUUAUAGAGUGCCUAUUAUUCGAAACAGACGACCUCAUUAUGAGAAAAAACGAAAAACAUGUUAUUUUAUGCCUUUUAGAAGUGGCCAGAAGAGGAGCUAAAUUUGGCAUGCUCGCUCCCAUGUUAGUGCAAAUGGAACGACAAAUCGAUCGUGAAAUUGCCGCCGACAAUAAAGCCAAUGGCAUCGGUUGUGGCACACAAACCGAAAGCGAUUGCAAUGGCUCACAACAGACCGAUGUUGGAGUGGGCACCGAAACGGUGGGCACUGAAACCGAUAUAUUCGAUGACAGUGAUACAGAAAAUGAUGAAGAAGAUGAUCAAGGUCCCAUGCUAAUGUAUGGACCACAGCCACAAAUUAUUACCAAUGAUUUGAAGAGUUUAGAUGAAAUGGUCAGAGAUUUGGUUGAGAAAUGUACUUGCCCCUCACAAUUUCCCAUGGUUCGUGUAUCCGAGGGCAAAUAUCGUAUUGGUGAUACCAAAGUGUUAAUAUUCGUUCGUAUUUUACGUUCACACGUCAUGGUGCGUGUUGGCGGUGGCUGGGAUACACUCUCUCACUAUUUGGAUAAACAUGAUCCUUGUCGUUGCAAGGCCCAACAUCGUUCUUCGGUGGCUGCACGUUUAAUACCGCGAGCCAAUCAGCAAACAAAUGGUAUCGAACUACACAAGGCACAGGUGAUAUUUGAAAGAUCACCUCCUACUACACGCAAAAUGAUUUCCAACAUCAAUGCAAACACUAGCAACGCAAAUACCUCAUUAGCUUCGACUACACACUCUUCGUCAACCACUUCUCUACUAUCGCCCGGCUAUGGCGGAGGUCUCAACAAAAAUCGCAGUCCUAGUCCCAAUACCGCACAACGUCGUUACAACAACAAUCAUCAAUCGGAUCACAAUUUGAAUAUGGAAAAAUUACAUCCCUCACCCAACUCUUUGACUUCGCCCAAUUUGGCCAGACGUUCAAUGUCACCUAGUCCCAGACGUUUAAUAGACAUGCGCAAGAAGCAAUCAUCUUUGGAAACAUAUGGUGGUAAUAAUAGUGGUCCCAAGUCGUUGCCCAUAACAGCUGAAAUUGUUAAUGGUGUUGGCGGCGGUUAUGAUAACUAUGAUCAGUCGUCGGCCAUCGGUCAUGGUCAGAAUACAGAUGCCAGUGCAAAUAAUAGUAAUAAAUUUGAGAAUAUCAGUGAUAAUGGCAGUGAAAUAAGUGAUGAGGGUUAUCGCAGUUUGGGCGUUAUACAGUCGAAUGCCCAGAAGCGCGAAUCCCUGCACAGUCAGGCUUCAACCGAUGACGCUGAAAAUAAUGCGCGUCAUGAUCAAACAUCAAGUGAUUCUCAACUUUCGCCCAGCGAUGAGGCAACAACAUCACAAAAGACACCCGAAAAUAUAGAAAAUAUUUACACACCAAACGAUGACAUUUUAAUGACACAUCAUCAACACAUUGACGACAUUGGGCCACAAUCAUUGCCAGCUGUUUUGAAUGUGGCAGCAAUAGCCGCCAACUCUUUGCAGCAACAGCAGCAGCAACAACAAUUGGCACAUAAUAAAUUUGAACAAUCAGGUGUUUUUAUAACAGACGAUGAAAUAACCGUGGAUAUAGCCACCAAUACAGGCUUAAGGAAAACCGGAUUUUCAAAUAAAAUCUUUGGACUCAAUGAAGGUGAUGAUGUUGAUGUAACUGAUGCUAAAGUAUCCGCAACAGAAACGACUAAUAAAAAACCACAAAAGGCUACUAAAAUGUCGGCAAAUCAACAAGCAGCAGCUGCAGUAACAACAAAUAAAAGUAAAAUACCAUUUUCACCCAUGGCCACGCCACAAAGAAGACGUAGCAUUGACAAUAGCACUUGCCGCACAGGAAGUUUACAGGAUUUACACUCACGCACGGGCGUGCCAGUCUUUAGUCGCAACAAGCCUGUUUAUAGAUCGGUAAGAAAACCACCAACUAGCAUUGGUGUUGCCACUGACACCAGAAAGAGUAAAUCACCAGCACCCUCCGGAGGUUCCCAAGCGGCCGUGGGUCGUGAUGUUACCAAUACAUGGAGUGGCAGGUCUAUUAUGAAUGGUGGCCGCAAACGUCCUACAUUAACAAGUGAUACCUUUACACCCAACUCGAAUGGAGCUGCGGCUUCACCAUUUGAACGCAACUCCAAAACCAGAUCAUCCCAUAUUCUUUACGAUAGUAAUGGACGCCGCAUUAAAGGCUGCACAGCCUCCUUGACCACUUCACCAACUAAGAAUCAUGCCAAUUCCCCCUUGGCUCAACAGCUGUUGGAGGCGGCCAGCAGUGCUAGAAAUGAUGCCCAGAUUUUGGAGAAAAUGAAAACACUACUUUUGCAAUAUUCCACAACCAACAAUAAGGUACAAACCUCAACACCCCGAUCACAAAACAGCAAGAAACCCGACUAUGAGGACUUUACUACGGCUUGGGUGCACAGCAAUGGCAAUUUGGAACGCUCCAACAGUUGUUCACCACCCACUAAAUCCUUGUCGAAACGCAGUUCAGCGGCCAGCUCUUGUGGCAGCACUCAUUCACGUGAUAUGUCGGUGGUGGUGUCGCCACGUCGUGAUCGUGGCAUGUCUAAGAUUCCAGCGCCUGUGCGCCAACAUACCGAACUCUACUAACAAAGAAUGUCACCACAGAUCCGUCGGAUAGUGGGAUGUCAAAGAUUACCUAGAAAACCCUAGCAUUUAAGGAGACAAUUGUCAUCAUCUUCAUCCAACUUAAAAUACUAAACAGAACAGAAUUAUUAAGAAAAGGAUCUAUAUAAGUAAUGAAAGGAAAUAGGAAUGAAUGUUAGAUUUUUAUAGCAAAAACAAUUAAGUGAAAUAGUAUUUAAUAAGUCUAGCAAGUUUUUUUUAUACAUGACAUGAUGAUUUAUAAGGAUUAAAUUGGAAAUUUUUAUAGGAAAAUAAUGAAAUCAAUAAUUAGAGUUACAGAUUUAGUAAAUUUAUGAAAUAGGAAAUAAGAAAUUGAACAAGAAUGUGUCAGAAAUUCAAAAUCGUAAGAAGUUUUAAAGAAUUAGCAACUUUCCUUUCCUCUUUCUAAAUUGUCUUAAUGAAUAUAAAUAUUUUACUAUAAACUGAUCAAUUUUUUAGACUAUAGACCAUUCAGACUUCCUGUAAAGUUGAAACUUGUCCUUUUUACGGACUUUAAGAUCUUUUAAUGUCAAUUAAGAAUAAAAUUCAGAAAAAGCUUUACAUAAGUUAACUUUCGCUCUUUCUCUCUUAAAUCCCAUUAUAUUUACAACCAUUCUCUAUUUAAUCUCGAAAUUGUUAAUCCCUCAAAAUUGAUUUUGAAUUUCUGCCCCAUUUAGUUCAAUUAAACUUAACUCAACUCGAAUACAGUUGUAGAGAAGCGAUUGAUAAAACCAGAUAAAACAAACAAAAAAAAAAACCUAGAGAGACUGCCAUAAUUUUUAUAAACAAAUAAUAGCAAGUAUGAUAAUCUAAAUGAAAUUAUAUAUAAAACAAUUUUAAAAUUCGCUAAACCUUACUUCCCUCACCUCCCCCCAAUAUAGACCCAAUCAAGCAUUUACACCUAAAAACUAGAUUAAGUAAGAAAAUAGAAAAAAACCUUCCACUUAGCCACACAAAUCAGGAAAAAAUCAUUUAAAAUUAAAAAAAAUAUAAAUUAAUUAAAACAAUUGCCUAUAAAAAAACACCAUUUAUAAUUAGAUUUUAAACAUUUCAUACUUGGAUUUUAAUCACAAUAAUAAAAUUUACAUAAAAACAAAUAGUUUUCUAGAAAUUUUAACAAACAUCCCCCUUAAUGUUUUAAGGAAAUUAAGUAUGUAGUAGUUUUAAAGAAAAAAAGGUAUUUUUGCACGAAAAACAUAAUAAAAACAAAUAAAAUUAGUUAAGAAUUGGUAAAUUAUUAAAAAAAAGCUGAUAAAUUAAAUCAACCAGUUUUAUUAAGCAGAGAAAGGGCCACACUUUUUUAAUUGUCAAAAAAAACAACCCUGUUUUAAAACCAGUUACCAGUGUGGCCCCUCUUUAGCUAUUAAAUACAGGGUAGUAUUUUUAUGUUUGUUAUGAGAUUUAUUUCUAUUUCUAAUUAUGAUUAUUUUUUACAAUUUUAUAUUGAAUGCUGCCUAGAGAAGAUGGUUUAUAAAUGAAAUAUUUUCCAGAAAAUAUUGUAUAAAAAAAGGCUUUAAAUAACAUGUUUUUAAAUGAUUUAUUGUUAAUUUAAACUUAUGUAUUUUGGUUCAUUUCUAAAAGGGAUUAAAACGCAAAAUUAGUUAGUUUAUUAAGAUCGAAAGAUUGUUUUUGUUUAAUAUAAAACUAGUUAGGGUUGUGAGUAAGUAAAAGAAACAGAAGGCGAAUUAAUAAGAAGAUCCUUUUAGUUACUAUGACAUACUUUUUACAUCACUUCUAUUAGAUAAAUAAAAUGAAAACAUUAAAAUUCUUAAGAAUUAUAAAGACACUUAUUUUUUAAGCACUUGUCUCAAGACACAUCUUUUUUAUACAUCUUUUUUUAUUUUAUCUUUUAAAUUAGUUUUUAAGUUUCAUUAUUUUAGGGUGAUAAAAACAAAAGUAUAGGUUAAUGAAUAAUUUGUAGGUCUGUUCUGGGAAGUCUGGUGUAUUAUUCAGACUGAAUAGUAGUUUAUUGCUCAGACUCUAGUCUAGCCAAUGGUUCACACCAUCGACUAGUCUAUUGCACAGUUUAUAGCCUAGUAUAUGGUUCAGACUAUAGGGCUAUCUAUUGUCCAGACUUUAGAAUAGUAUUUUUUACUGACUAUAGAUCAGUCUAUUAUCCAAGACUAUUCUAUUGUUCACACUAUAAAUUAGUCUCUUAACCAGACUAUAGAUUCCAAAACAGACCUGAUUAUUUGGUGCUUAAUUUAACAAUAACAUUUUUAUUAAAUAAAAUUUUAUGAUUUGUAAUUGUAUUGUAAUUGAAACCAUAAAAAACAAAUAUAAUCAAAAACCUUAAAACAAAUCUUAACAAAACAAAAUAUAUACUCAAUCUUAUACAACUAUAACCCCAUAUAACCUCUUUUUCCACUAUAUACUCCUCAUAUACUCAAAUUUAUUAAAAAAGGAAAUACAAAAUUUUUAAUGAAAAACUAAAUGAAAUCUUUUUUAAAAAAACUGUAUUACCACUUGUCACAAUAUAAAGAGAAAAGAACAAUUUUUAAACAAAAUAAAAACAAAACUCUAAAGGAGCACAAUUUAAAUAAAAAGAAAGAAAAAUAAAUAUUCUGAAUUUCAAACCUAAAGAAAAAAAAACUAAACAAGCUAAAAUCCACAUCAUAAUAAAAAUAUUAUAACUUAAACUAUAAUUUUCAAGAAAUUCAGAAUAUUUUUUUAUUGAAAAACUAAAUAAAUAAAAUAAAUUUUUUAAAAAACCCUUAUCAUAUAUAUAAAAAAAGCUUUUUAACACAUACGUAAGCCAAAAAUAACUUGAAAAAAUCUAAAUAAAUAUUAAAAACAAACCGCUGUUUUAAUAAACUAUAACUUUUAAAGCAAUUUAAUACAAACAAAUUUAAAACACAAGAAGUAUAACUUUUAAUUUCAAAAUGAUAAAUAUAAUUUAAUUAUUUAAAACAAAAAUACAACACAAAUCUUAUUAAUUAUUAAAUUAAUGUAUAUGAAAAAAAUUAACAACAAUUUAAUUGUUAUUUAAAAAAACAAAAGAAAUCAACAAAAACUUUGUUUCUAAUUUUUAAGAUUCUUUUUUUUAUAAAUAUUUGUAUUUUAUUUUUUUAUUAUUAAUUAAUAAAAACACUAUUGUAAAAUAUGUUUUUCAUUUUCAUAAUUAUAAUUACUAUUUUGCAUUGUUAUUAAGUAAAUUAAAUAUUAAUUAAACAAUUUAUGUUUGCAAAGGAUGUAUUAAAAAUGCAUAAAAAAAUAUAUAAAAAUUAAAUUAUCAUUAAUUAUGUACUGCUAAAUAAAACAUAAAAGAACGUUGAAGCAAAGCAAGGAAACCGACUACUGAGCAAAAACAA